AUGCUUCUCCUCCGUCCCCUCAUUGCUAUAACCUCCGUGGUUGGCCUGGUUCUCUCGCAAAACACCACCUCCUCCAUUGAUCCCAAUAGCGUCCCGAUCGAAACAAGAAAGCAAUGGUGUCAGGCUCAGACCUCGUCAUGUCCAUUACUUUGUUAUCAGUUGCCAAACACAUCGGGCUCACCCAAAGAAAACACAUGCGACGCUAAAACUCUCAAAUACCAGUGCAUCUGUAGCAAUGGCCUGAGUCCCAACUCAUCACAGUACUCACAGACCAUCCCAUACUUUGUUUGCACUGAAGAGAAUGACGAAUGUGUCACUAAAUGCAAUGGUGACUCGAGCUGCCAGUCAGACUGCCGGUCUCAGCACCCCUGUGGUGCACAGGACCCCAAGCGUGUAAACGUGACGUCCACCGCUGCUUCCACUACUGCCGCAGCCACAACUUCCCUUCCGCCAUUUACUGGAGUCCCUGAUAAGGGAGCAGCAGCCAGGCCGUCGACUGACCUUGGGCAGGUAUAUGGCCUGGUUGUAGUUGUGGGAGCUUUCCUGGCUGGGUUUACAACAUUGCUUUGA
Aspergillus luchuensis is the source of this 570-nucleotide messenger RNA. RefSeq lists its product as uncharacterized. The transcript has 3 exons. The coding region runs from base 1 to 570 and encodes 189 amino acids. Lineage: Eukaryota; Fungi; Ascomycota; Eurotiomycetes; Eurotiales; Aspergillaceae. The record is from RefSeq and is a predicted model, not a curated record.